AUGUCAGAAGAAUCAUUAAAUGGGACUAUUAAUCUACCAGAAUAUGCUACAGAAGUCUCUGGUCUAGAUCCACGUUCCAAGUUUGCUAUCGCUCUUCAAGCGGCUUCUAUGGUUGUGAUCAUGGUUGUUGCGCUAGGAGGCAAUCUACUGAUUCUGGCGGCGAUCUACAUCGAUAAAACGCUCCAAACAAUCACCAAUGUAUUUAUCGUCAACUUAGCAUGCGCCGACAUGCUCUUAGCAAUCAUUGGAAUGCCUUUCACCCUGGCCUCUUCCAUCACUUAUGACUGGAUAUUCGGGGAUACAUGGUGUAAAGUCAACGGUAUGGCAAACUCUUUGUUUUGCAUCGCUUCUAUACUCACAUUAGCCGCAGUCUCAGUUGAUCGCUAUUUUGCAAUUCUCUACCCCUUCAAGUACAUGGCUUGGAUAACUAAGAAGGUCGCAGUUGGAAUGAUUUUUUACGUCUGGUCUCAUGCCUUUCUCAUGGCAUGUCUUCCCUUAACAAGUUGGUCAAAAUACACGUUUAUUCGCUCAGAAUCAAUUUGCACUGUGCAAUGGGAAUAUAGCAUCACGUAUACGCUAUUUCUUUUUUCUGUGUGCUUUUUUGUACCUCUUGGUGUGAUGAUGUUUACUUACUUGCGAAUCUUUCGUACGGCUAAGAAACAAUCCAAGAAAAUUGUACCUGUUACAGGAAAAAUUGAAGGAAAAGAUGAACCUAGCACAAGCGAGUUUAUCUCGUGCUAUGACAGUCGAACAAACUUAGAGAAAGCAGGGCUACCCGCUCGCUCUUCUCUCUCGACCAAGGAGAUGAUAGAAAAUAGCUCCGUUUCUAUUAAUAGCAACAACUAUAAUGAUCGACCUUUCUCGAGUCGUCAAGCUUUCGCCAUUCACGGCGAGCAACGAGAAUUAACGCAAGACCAUAAAAAUCUAUUCGCAGAUGAUCAUCAGGUUUCUAAAGACUCCGGCUUGGAAGAAGUUAAUUUUAAUGGAUCCAAUUUGUUAAGACCCGAUGAAUCGUCAGCUAUAACAGCGCGCAAUAGAACGUCCAGCAUAGGCGAAAGCGUAGACGGAGUUAGUGUUCUUAAUAGUAGCUGUGGAAGUUUUCAAGAUUCAGUUUUUGAGGAUAACGGAUCGCCAAAAAGUACCAACAAAGAAAGGGUACAAAUCGAGUCUACACAAAAUGACAUAUCGUACGUGAAUGCUCCAUUUCCUAACACAAACAAAGUUCAUGCGUACAGGAAGACCGGUGCUGUAUAUUUGCCGCCGUUACCAACUGCAACAAGGAACAAGGAGGCAAACAUUAAUACUCCGCGUUUUUACGUUCCCCUCCCACCUGUAAAAUCUGGAACUAUAAACAAUAACAUCUCUAGUACAAAUGAUACAGUGUACCACAUUGAUAAUGACUCAGAGUGUAUCGAUAGAAAUUCGCCAACUGCUGACAACCAGGAAAACUCUCAAAACAUGGUUAACCAAUCAAAUACUCUAUUAGUUUCGAAGAAUCAAUUUCCUCAUGGAGAAGAAGUGAAAAACGACAAUGGCAGUGACACCAGGAACCUGAAUAUAGUUGUUUCGCGAUGUUCUUCUUAUUCGUCUUUCUCUCCUUCGACGAAAGAGACACUGCAACCUGACCGCCCCAGAUCACAAACGGACAGGACUGGAUCUGCCAGGAAAAAGAAGUUUUCGACUGCUUCAGUAGCAAGUCUAAUGAAUUUUUCGGGGCCUAACUCGUUCAGAGCAUUCAGUAAAUCUUCUCUGGCAUUGAUGAAACUGCGCAAAAAGAAAGACGUUCAAGCACGCGCCAAAAUGCGCCGUGAAACCAAAGCCGCCAAAACUUUACUGAUAGUAGUGGGCACCUUUGUCCUGUGUUGGGCUCCCCACUUCAUAGGAAUAUUCUGCUUUUUAGCCAAACAGUGCUCGUGGCCCAAUGAAUUUUUUGCCAUUACUACCUGGCUUGCUAUGUUGAAUUCUGCCUGUAAUCCUGUUAUAUACGGAGUUAUGAGUAUGCACUUUAGGAAGCGAUUUAAACAGAUUUUACAGUGCAAAAGAGGCUUCUUCUAG
This is a messenger RNA of Porites evermanni, 2055 nucleotides long. NCBI's taxonomy places the organism in Eukaryota, Metazoa, Cnidaria, Anthozoa, Scleractinia, Poritidae. The record is from the annotation of a GenBank genome assembly.